GGCUCUGAAGCAAUCUGUUCGGUUGACAGAUAAUCGAACUGGUAUUCUUCUGAGAGCAGAAUCCGAAGCAGGGACAAGGCAAGCAUUGUCUAUUUUAGAGAUGAAAGAACAUGAUUUAUCGCAAAAACCAGUCUUUGUUCUUGUAAAUGCUAAUCAAUACUCAGUCCAUCAUCAAACGGCUACGUUUCAGUAACGCAGACGGCUGUGAAAAGUCCUAGCCAGACUAAGCUAGCACCAUGCCGCACAGACCUGUCCAAGAUUCCGAGAUCCAAAUCCACCUGGCGGAUUCCACCCAGAAGCCCAACUUCUCACAGCGGAUAUCAAACUUUGUUCGGGACAAGGGCAACAUCAGUUUGAUCAUCACGUUUGCCGUGACAACCAUCGCCCUUACGCUGUUCCUGCUGGUCCAGGAUGUGUCGGGGAAACAGGUGGUCAGCUACUUCCUGUCCGGAGGGCUGUUUGGGUUCGCAGGUGGCUUCACUAACUGGUUGGCAGUGGUCAUGCUGUUCACCAGAAUCCCAGGGGUGUAUGGGAGUGGUGUGAUUCCAAACCGCUACCGUGAGAUCCGUGCGAAGGUGAAGGAGGUGAUCAUGGAGAUGUUUUUUGAUGAGGAGUUUCUGGAGAAGUACCUGUCCCACAAACUCAUGGAGGUCGCCAACAAUGUGGACAUGAAGGCCAAGGUCGGGGAGAUCGUCCACUCCAAGACUGUGGACCGGCUCAUCGAUGAGAAGCUGGCAUCUCUGGGCACCACUCCUGAAGGACAGCUCAUCCUGAAGAUGGGCGUGGACCCAAAGUCCCUCAAACCCAUGAUCAAACCCUUCCUGCAGGGGUUUGGAGAGGACCUGGCUCCCAUGAUCAAGGAAACACUCAGUGAUCCCAUGCAGGUCAUUGAUGUGAGCAAGCUGCGCAAAGAGAUGGAGAAGUACAUGAACUCUCGCAUGGAGACGCUGACGGAACAGCGUGUCACAUCUCUACUGGAGGCCGUCAUCCGACCGCAUCUCGGCUGGAUCAUCGUCUGGGGCUGUGUCUUUGGAGGGCUGAUCGGGAUUAUCACACAAGCUGUAGGACUGGCACCAAGUUACUAAUUACUUAACUUUACUACUUACACAAGUGUGCAAUGUGCUAGGGAUGGUAGUUCUGCAAAACUGAAAACCUUGUUGGCCAAUGUUCAUGUUUCACCAGAGCACUAGUCUUAAGAGAGUACUGUAUUGGCCAGGCACCAACUUACCAGCGCUCUCACUUCCUACACUGAUGUGCAAUACAUGUACCCUUACAUUACUGUGUAAUAAUAAUGCUGUGUUAGAAUGGUAGAACCAAAUAUGUGCACAAUGAAAUAUCAAAAAGCACAGUGCUAUAUUAAGCCAGAUAGCUCAAUUAGAAGUGCUUUAAUAUGUAGUUAGCACCACCAUAGCUCCUCUGGCUUGUCAGCAGGGGUUUCCCAUGUGCAGUGUGAGGGUUUUGAGUCAUUUUGAUCUCAGCUUGUUAGUAUAAUAUAUCCACCAAAGUUGCAUAGCUGUUACCAUUUUUAACAGGUCUAACCUAGAUGUAUCAUUCUAACCAGGUCUUGCCAAGCCACUUGACUGCCAGAUAGAUCUAUAGCUGAAGCAGCACUAAAUGAUAAGAUUAACAUAUACUCUGUAAUACUAACUACCAUUGAGUUUUGAUGUGUAUAACUUUAUCAAACUCCUUGCUCUGACAUUGUUAACAUAUUAUCUAUGCCAUGAAAUGGAUUUAUAGUACAGUCUGUGUUUGUAGCUAGCCUGCAUGGAAACGUACAUUUCUACUAGACAAUUUCUGUGUAAGGAAGUCAAACCAGCAUGAGGUGGACUAUCAGAAGGCUCUUUUGACAGGCAGAAAAUGAAAAAGGAAGAAAAUGAAACAAAACUACUAACCUGAAAAA
This is a messenger RNA of Branchiostoma floridae (Florida lancelet), 1900 nucleotides long. RefSeq lists its product as uncharacterized. The transcript has 5 exons. Lineage: Eukaryota; Metazoa; Chordata; Leptocardii; Amphioxiformes; Branchiostomatidae. The record is from RefSeq and is a predicted model, not a curated record. The coding region runs from base 237 to 1085 and encodes 282 amino acids.